AUGUCGUCCAAAACGUGCACCAAAAAAUGCAAUUUAGGCAUAUCUCAAGAGUCCAGAACUGUUACUUGUGAUGGCUGCAAAAACGAAUUACAUGAAAAUUGCCGUGGUCUUUCUUCAACUGAAUUGCGAUGUAUACCACUAAAAACAAGAAAUUUGAUAUUUAUGUGCGAUGGUUGUCGUCAAGGAUUCAAACUGUUGCCUCAGCUGAUGCAACAGAUCGCUGACUUGGACAAGGAAGUCUCUUCUAUUCGUAACCAAAUGAACAAUGCACCUAACGUGGAAGGAAAUAAUUCAGAUGUCGAAUCUCUCUGUCAUGAAGUUAAUGAUAGUCUUAUUCGUAGUAGAAACAUUAUGCUUUAUAACAUUGAUGAAUCCCUAUCGCCAAAUAUUGCUAAACGAGUUAAACAAGACAUUGUAGGUGUGAAAAAUGUUUUGUCGGGGAUGAAUAUUAACACUGAAAACAUGAAGAGUUGGUCGGAAAAAUGGACAAGGAAAAAGGCCUAUAAUGGCUACUGUUCAUGA
This is a messenger RNA of Psylliodes chrysocephalus, 522 nucleotides long. NCBI's taxonomy places the organism in Eukaryota, Metazoa, Arthropoda, Insecta, Coleoptera, Chrysomelidae. The record is from the annotation of a GenBank genome assembly.